AUGAGUGAUUUGUGUCCAGUGUAUGCUCCAUUCUUUGGUGCCAUCGGUUGUGCUGCAGCCAUUAUUUUCACCUCUUUCGGUGCUGCUUACGGUACUGCCAAGUCAGGUGUCGGUAUUUGUGCGACAUGUGUCUUGAGACCAGAUCUAUUGUUCAAGAAUAUUGUUCCGGUUAUUAUGGCUGGUAUCAUUGCCAUUUACGGUUUAGUUGUUUCUGUUUUGGUGUGUUACUCUUUGGGCCAAAAGCAAGCUUUAUACACUGGGUUCAUCCAAUUAGGUGCUGGUUUGUCUGUUGGGUUAAGUGGUCUAGCUGCUGGUUUCGCCAUUGGUAUUGUUGGUGAUGCAGGUGUUAGAGGUACUGCUCAACAACCAAGAUUAUUCGUUGGUAUGAUUUUGAUCUUGAUUUUCGCUGAAGUUUUGGGUUUGUACGGUUUGAUUGUUGCCCUAUUGUUGAACUCUAGAGCUACUCAAGAUGUCGUUUGUUAA
This is a messenger RNA of Kluyveromyces lactis, 483 nucleotides long. RefSeq names its product H(+)-transporting V0 sector ATPase subunit c (gene VMA3). The transcript has a single exon. The coding region runs from base 1 to 483 and encodes 160 amino acids. Gene Ontology annotation, molecular function: proton-transporting ATPase activity, rotational mechanism. Gene Ontology annotation, biological process: proton transmembrane transport. The record is from RefSeq and is a predicted model, not a curated record. Lineage: Eukaryota; Fungi; Ascomycota; Saccharomycetes; Saccharomycetales; Saccharomycetaceae. Gene Ontology annotation, cellular component: proton-transporting V-type ATPase, V0 domain.